Messenger RNA from Cyprinodon variegatus (sheepshead minnow), 4235 nucleotides. RefSeq names its product zinc finger protein 845-like. Lineage: Eukaryota; Metazoa; Chordata; Actinopteri; Cyprinodontiformes; Cyprinodontidae. Gene Ontology annotation, cellular component: nucleus. Gene Ontology annotation, biological process: regulation of transcription by RNA polymerase II. Gene Ontology annotation, molecular function: DNA-binding transcription activator activity, RNA polymerase II-specific; RNA polymerase II cis-regulatory region sequence-specific DNA binding. The transcript has 10 exons. The record is from RefSeq and is a predicted model, not a curated record. The coding region runs from base 1 to 3693 and encodes 1230 amino acids.
AUGCAGGAAGAUUUAAUGGACUUCCUGACUGAGGAGGCAUCCAGAAAGAUCAGCAGCGUUUUCUCCCAGCUCUCCUUGUUGCUGCUCAAUGAAAACUCUGCCCUGAAGGCGCGGCUGGAGCAGGUGGAGGCUGAGCUGAGGAGCGUGUCUGAAAGUUUGGAAAAUGCCAGGCUGUGGAGGGAGAACGUGCUGAACGGCUGCCCUGUGCUGUUUGAGCAGAGCGGCCUGAUCUUCACCCUGAAGCCACUCGGGAGGCUAAACAGGAAGACGGACGACGCCUCGCUGGGGGGCGUAGAUCCUGCUGCAGAAGCGGAAGGUGUUUUAGAGGAUUCUUCUGCAACUAAAAUCCCUGAAAUGGAAAAGUCUGAACCCCAAAUCAGUCAGGACGGCGUUGUUAAAGCCAAAGGGAAAGUGUUUGUUUGUGAGCUCUGUAGGAAGAGCUUUAACCGUCGCUUUCACCUGAUGAAGCACAUGAACACUCACAAAGAGCAAAGGCCGUUCGCCUGCAAUCAGUGCGCCAGGAAAUUCAGGAAUGCGGAAAACCUGGAGCACCACCUGCUGCGCCACGAAGAGAAGAAGUACACCACCUACAAGUGCCAGCACUGCGAGAAGACUUUCAAGACGAAAAUGAACCUGAAGACCCAUCAGCUCGUCCACACCGACCGCCGACCUUUCAGCUGCAGCACCUGUGGGAAGGGCUUCAAAACGAAGCACAACCUGCAGGCCCAUCAGGCCGUGCACCUGGCUGAGAAGCCUCACAAGUGUUCAGAGUGUGGGGAGGGCUUCAGAUACGCCAUCAGCCUGCAGUGCCACCGGAGCGUUCACACCGGCGAGCAUCCCUACACCUGUGCGGCGUGCGGCAAAGCUUUCUCCAGCAGGCGGUCGCUGAGGACGCACCAGGCGGUCCACAAAGGGAAGGUGUUCACGUGCGAGACGUGCGGAGCGGGAUUCACCCUCAGGCAGAAUCUCCGGAGACACAUCCGCAUUCACACGGGGGAGAAACCGUUCGCCUGUAAAGUCUGCGGGAGGAGCUUCACGCAGGACAACAAGCUGAAGGCGCACAUGCUUCUCCACGGAGCCACAAAGGCCUUCAUGUGCGAUUUGUGUGGAAAGACGUUUCUCUACAACUGUCAGCUGAAGAAGCAUCAGAAAUCCGCUCACGAGGAGAAGCAGGCGUUAAGAAGGCCACGUCUGGAGCGAGGCCGGCGCAGGGUUAUCUACCGGCAAGACAAAACAACGGUGGACGUGACGCCGUUCAGCUGCAGCACCUGUCACAAAGGCUUCGACUCAGCCACCUCGCUGAAGAGGCACGAGCUCAUCCACACGGGCGCCACGCAGUACACCUGCGACCAGUGCCACAAGUCCUUUUUCUACAAGGCCACCUACGAAUACCACCGCAGGAUCCAUUCUGGAGAGCGCCCGUUUGCUUGUGACGUGUGCGGGAAGCGCUUCAUCAUCCGCCAGGCCCUUAAGUCCCACAAACUGCAACACUCUGGGGAGAAACCGCACAGGUGCGAGCAGUGCGGCAAGGAUUUCAGGAUAUACACAAACUACCUCAGACACCUCCGGAUCCACACAGGGGAGAGGCCCUACGAGUGCGAGGUCUGCGGCGCCCGGUUCCGGCAGCUCGGACACGUAAAGUUUCACAUGCAGGUCCACACGGGAGAACGGCCGUAUUCAUGCAGCAGCUGUGGGCUUGGAUUUUCAGACUCCAGGCUGCUCAGGAAACAUAGCUGCAGUGAGAAAUCAAAGAAGACAAAAAGCAGUUGCAUCGAUCGGUGUACGAACAUUUUCCCCAACAUGUCCGAUUUGGUGGCGCGAGUUUGCGCCAUUUUGGACGUAAUGGUAACAGCAACCGUGUCAGAAAUGGACAAAGUUAUCUGCAAUUCUGCUUCGACCAGUCCAUUUGAGCCUCCACCCGGGACUGAAAAUAAACCAGAGUCCUCGGACGAUAAGGUGAUGCAGUUCAGUGUCUUCGUGGCGUCUCUGGCUCAGGAAGCUGUGCAGAAGAUCUGCCAGCUGUUUGACGAGUGUUCCUCUGUGCUGCGGCUCGAGGUAUCGCAGAGUGCGGAGGAGAUCGAAGACCUGAGGAGGAGACUGAGGGGCGUGGAGAUGGACCUGAAGCUGGUGAUGGAGGGAGGUGCAGAGCUAGGAGGCCAGGAGGAAGUGACAGAUGAACCACUGGAGGAGAGGGGGGAGGAAGAAGACAGAGUUGUGGUUGCAGGUGAAACUGGAGUGAGGAGGUCGCCUAUAAUUCAUCUUUGGAAACACAGAAACUACGGGGACAGCUUCCAGCACGUUUUAAUAAAGCAGGAGAUGCUGGAGGCCUCAGCCACUUCUGAUCAGCAUCCAGAGGAUCCUUCCCAGGAUGAAGAUGAGGAUCCGGACUAUAUGGUGGAGGCAGUAGAUCAGGGUGACUGCAAUGACCCGGUUUAUACAAUCAGACGUAAAGCCUUCACAAAGCCCAGGUCUCGGAUCAGAUCACUAAAGGACCUUCAGGGUCAGAAGGAGCAGCUUCCCAGCAGCAAACUCCGCAGGAAAACCUUCAGCAAGCUGCUGCUGCUGAAAGCCCACCAGGCCGUGCACGGUGCCAACACAGAGAAGCCCUUCAUCUGCUCCCAAUGUGGGCGUGGCUUCUCCUUCCAGCGAAGCCUCAGUGCUCACAUGCUGAUUCAUACAGGUGAGAGACCCCAUAUCUGUGAUGUUUGUGGAAAGGGUUUCACCUUGAAGCAGCUCCUGAGGAACCAUCAGCGUCUCCACGCUGAUUUGCGUCCGUUCCGCUGCGACCAGUGCGGCAAAAGUUUUUACCGAGCUCAUGGCCUGAAGUUGCACCAGAGGGUCCACACUGGUGAGCGAUUGUAUAACUGCCAUUACUGCAACAAAGGCUUCACGAUACCAGGUAACCUGCAGCGCCACCUGCGCAUUCACACCGGCGAAAAGCCGUACAAAUGCAACACGUGCGGCAAAAGCUUCAACCAGGCGGAUACGCUGAAAGGCCACCAGCGGUUGCACACGGGGGAGCGUCCCUUCAGCUGCGAGACCUGCGGUAAAUCUUUUAUCCAGAAAAACGCCUUAAAGAUGCACCAGAGGACGGCUCACCUGGACGAGACCAAGCUCACCUGCGUCGCCUGCGGCACGGUGGUGUCUUGCAUCGAGUCUCUACGCAAACACAUCCAGACACACUCGGCGACCAUUCCGUGCAGCUGCUUGCAAUGCGAGCAGAACAUCUGUUCCAUCACCGAGCUGCGCGAGCACCAGCAGCAGCACACGCUGGAGCGGCCUCACAGCUGCGGCAUCUGCGGGAAGAGCUUCAAGUCGGCCAGCUACCUGAAGAUCCAUCUGAAGGCGCACAGCGGCGAGAAGCCGUACGCCUGCGAGAUCUGUGGACGUCUGUUCACGCAGCAGAGCAGCCUGAAGUCCCAUCAGGUUGUCCAUACUGGCGAGAAGCCGUUCAGCUGCGACACGUGUGGGAAAUCCUUCGGCAACACGGGCAACCUGAAAAGGCACCAGCGCAUCCACACGGGCGAGAAGCCGUUCAGCUGCGACAUCUGCGGACGCUGCUUCAACCAGGGCAACAGUCUGAAGGCUCACCAGCAGAUCCACACCGGAGAGAAGCAGUUCAUAUGCGACAAGUGUGGGAAGAGCUUCUCCUACCUGAGGAACCUCAAGGAUCACAAGUGUUUCUACGUGUGAUACGAAUUUGUGACCGAACUUUUCCCAGACUUCGGAACCGCCUUCUGGCCGCCUGGCUUACAGAACAGCAGGUUCUGGGUCCGUUUUGUGUCUUUCUGAUUCUGUUUUAGCACAAGUUGGAUAAACAAGUUAACAGGAAACACUGUAUUUGGUUUUACUUGAGCUGUAAAAGAUUUCUUCUGUUAAAAAAUAAAAAUUGGGAAGAUGUUACGUUCACAAUGCUGACUCAUCAACAGCCCAUUCAGAAAAAAAGCCAAACUGUUAUUUGUUUUUUACUUUUGCAGCGGUAAUCGGUUCCUCAACAUGUUUCUAGGCAGCUGGCUGCAGGAAACAGGCGUCUAACUCAGUCUUGAAAUAAUUCGGUCAUUAGCCGAACUCUUCACAAGUAGACUGAACUGUUUUCCUAAGGGACUGGAAGCCCCCGCUUAAGUGUUUUAAAGGUUUUAAUUUUCAGAUUGAUCCUUUAAUGUUUUUGUGAUCAGUUCUCUAAACAUAAUAUGUGUUGAACCUUUUCCAGGCUGUGGUGAAUCUGACGCUCUGUG